AUGGGUGACAAUCCCUUUAACACGUCGAUAGAGGAUUCUGCCAGUGAUGAUGAGACUCGCAAUAUGUUCAGAGCGACGGCUGAAGCACUGUCGAAGCCUAAUCCAUCGCUUGAGUUUUGUACUUUAACAGUGGAGGAAACACUAGAAAGGCUAGAUUCUAACGGCAAAGAUGGUUUGAGCUCACUCGAGGAGGCUAGUAGAAGGAAACUGGCCCACGGGCCGAAUGAAGUGGUGGGAGAGGAGAGCGAGCCUUUGUGGAAGAAGUUUUUAUUGAACUUUGUAGAGGAUCCACUGAUCUUACUGCUGAUUGGGUCGGCGGUGGUGUCAUUUUUGAUGGGGAACGUGGAUGAUGCAGUUAGUAUCACACUUGCAAUAGUGAUAGUUGUGACCGUGGGUUUUGUGCAAGAGAAUAGAUCCGAGAAGUCGCUGGAAGCGCUUAGUAAGCUGGUACCCGCAGAGUGCCAUCUUAUUAGGUGUGGCCAAGAGUCUCACGUUUUGGCUGUCAACUUGGUCCCUGGAGAUCUCGUCCGUUUUGGCAUUGGUGACAGGAUUCCUGCCGAUCUUCGUAUUAUCGAAAGUGUGGACUUAUCCAUCGAUGAAAGUAAUUUGACUGGUGAAAAUGAGCCUGUGCAAAAGAGUUCGCAUCAUGUCAGCAAGGAGAGCUUUAACGACCAGCCAUAUUCCAUCGUACCGACUUCUGAUAGAACAUGUAUUGCUUACAUGGGCACUUUGGUUAGGGAAGGUCAUGGUAAAGGAAUUGUCGUUGGUACCGGCAGAAAUACUUCCUUCGGGUCUGUCUUCGAGAUGAUGAGCUCAAUUGAAAAGCCAAAGACUCCUUUACAACUGGCUAUGGAUAAGCUUGGUAAGGACCUUUCUUUAAUGAGCUUUGUUUUAAUCGGAAUCAUUUGUUUGAUAGGUAUCAUACAAGGAAGGUCGUGGCUGGACAUGUUCCAGAUUUCGGUGUCUCUAGCUGUGGCCGCUAUUCCCGAAGGCCUGCCCAUCAUUGUUACGGUAACCUUAGCUCUUGGUGUUCUGAGAAUGGCGAAGCGCAAAGCGAUUGUUAGGAGACUGCCAAGUGUUGAAACUCUGGGCUCAGUUAACGUGAUAUGUUCGGACAAAACUGGUACUUUGACUUCGAAUCAUAUGACGGUUUCAAGAAUUUGGUGCCUAGCUAGCAUGGAGAAUAAGUCAAAUAUGUUGGUCCUGGAUAAAAACAAGAGCGGAAGCUUCAGAAAUUACCUCACCGAUGACGUGAGAGCAAUCCUAGCUAUCAGCAAUGUCUGUAACAAUGCAUCAUUUUCUCAGGAACAUGGUAAGUAUAUGGGUAACCCCACCGAUAUUGCUUUAUUGGAGCAGCUAUCGAAGUUCGACAUUAAGGAUGUGAGGGCAGACUAUAAAAAAUUACAGGAGAUUCCGUUUAACUCCAAGCGGAAGUUUAUGGCUACUAAAGUUGUGGACCCAGAAGGUAAAUGUGUCGUUUAUGUGAAGGGUGCGUACGAGAAGUUACUGGCCAAUUCGACACACUUCGUAAACCAAAAGGGAAAAGCGGAACAGUUAACGGACUCUCACAAAGAAACUAUUAAUGACACAGCAAAUGCUUUAGCUUCAAAUGGUUUAAGAACUCUUGCAUUUGGUAAGCUGGAACUGCGUGAUGCAUCCGAGAAGCUAGAUGAGGGAUCAAUAACAGGGUUAACCUUCGCAGGAUUGAUCGGCAUGAGUGAUCCACCCAGGCCAACUGUCAAACCUGCUGUUGAGCAACUACUGCAAGGUGGAGUGCAUGUCAUAAUGAUUACCGGUGACUCAGAAAAUACUGCAGUGAACAUUGCCAGACGAAUCGGUAUCCCUGUCAUGAACCCAGAGUUCUCUGUUUUGACAGGAGAUAAACUAGAUAAUAUGAGUGAUGAUGACUUAGCAAAUGUUAUAGAUCACGUCAACAUCUUCGCACGCGCUACUCCGGAGCAUAAAUUGAAUAUCGUUCGUGCACUGAGGAAGAGAGGUGACAUCGUUGCCAUGACUGGUGAUGGUGUUAACGAUGCGCCAGCGUUGAAAUUGGCGGACAUUGGUGUUUCAAUGGGUAAAAUGGGUACUGACGUUGCAAAAGAAGCUUCUGAUAUGGUCUUGACAGAUGACGAUUUCAGUACCAUUUUGACGGCAAUCGAGGAAGGUAAGGGUAUUUUCAAUAACAUUCAAAACUUUUUGACAUUCCAGUUGUCUACAUCUGUGGCGGCUUUAUCUCUUGUGGCCCUCUCGACUGCUCUUAAACUGCCUAAUCCUCUGAAUGCUAUGCAAAUCCUGUGGAUUAACAUCUUGAUGGACGGUCCUCCAGCUCAGUCCCUUGGUGUUGAACCUGUUGAUCAUGAAGUGAUGAAGAAACCGCCAAGGAAACGUACUGACAGGAUUUUAACGAAGUUUGUGCUGAAGCGCUUAUUGAUCAGUGCCGCAUUCAUCAUCGUGGGGACUGUUUAUGUCUUUGUUGGGGAAAUGACUGAAGACAAUCAAGUCACCGCUAGAGACACCACUAUGACUUUCACAUGUUUUGUCUUUUUCGAUAUGUUCAAUGCAUUAGCAUGUAGGCAUGCUACGAAAUCUAUAUUCGAGGUGGGCAUUUUUGCGAAUAAAAUGUUCAAUUAUGCCGUGGGUCUUUCUCUGUUGGGGCAAAUGUGUGCUAUUUACAUUCCAUUCUUCCAAAGAAUCUUCAAGACAGAAAGCUUGAGUUUAGGUGAUUUGAUUUACUUGCUCACAAUCAGUAGUUCAGUCUUCAUCGCCGAUGAGGUUCGGAAAUGGUGGUCGCGGAGAUUUUCCUCACUGGACUCCCUACGUUACUCCAAUGUAUAA
Torulaspora globosa is the source of this 2835-nucleotide messenger RNA. RefSeq names its product Ca(2+)/Mn(2+)-transporting P-type ATPase PMR1 (gene PMR1). NCBI's taxonomy places the organism in Eukaryota, Fungi, Ascomycota, Saccharomycetes, Saccharomycetales, Saccharomycetaceae. Gene Ontology annotation, molecular function: P-type calcium transporter activity; ATP hydrolysis activity; ATP binding. Gene Ontology annotation, cellular component: Golgi membrane; plasma membrane; endoplasmic reticulum. The record is from RefSeq and is a predicted model, not a curated record. The coding region runs from base 1 to 2835 and encodes 944 amino acids. The transcript has a single exon. Gene Ontology annotation, biological process: calcium ion transmembrane transport; manganese ion transport; intracellular calcium ion homeostasis.